GUGUGCAGUGGUGUAUGCUUGUGUUUUUGCGUCGUCCGGCUGGUGGUGUUUGAAUCGCUGUCCCAGCGCGCGGAGAUGAGGCUGGAGGAGGGGCCCCGGCCCGGGUCGGGUCAAAGCGGGGUCGACCCAGGUCAGGAGGACCGCCUAUCCGAGAUCAGCACCGACGGCGCCAUGAGCCAGGAUGCGCCUUCAGUGGACUCUCAGUAUUCCGGUGACCUUGACCUUGGAGAGCUGGAAAAGGUGGAGCGAGUCAAGGUCGACAAGAAGAAGCUCGAGGACCUGCUGUUCGGUGCGCCGGGCAGUGUGGACGCCUUCUUCAUGAAGAUAGAGGCAGACACGAACACGAGGAUCCAGUGGCCAAGGGAUUGUGGCACUUCGUCCAAGCGUGACCCUCAGGUGCGCGUGGUCGGCCUGGCGGGGGACGUGGACGCCGCGAGAUCCAUCAUCAACAGAGAACUGGGUGUCCGGAACAUGAACCGAGCGUCUCUGAAGGUGGACGUCAGUUACACGGACCACAGCCACAUGAUCGGAGUCGGAGGGAAGUGCAGCAAGGAUCUCUCCAACAGAACCAACUGUCACAUCCACUUCCCGGACUGCAACAAGCAGUCAGAGUGUGACAAGUCCAACUGCGUCUCCCUCUCCGGGGAGAUACCGAACAUCGAGUACGCCCGCAUCGGAAUACGGCUGCUGCAGCCGCUGGUGUUCAGCGUCACACUGCCCCACUCGCACCCGCUGCACCGGAACGGCACGCUGCGCGAGACCCGCGACAUCCCCGAUCCCUGGAAGACCCACAUCGAGUGGGCUGAGAACCGCUUCGGGGUCAAGGUCAACCCGAAGGCGAAGUCAUCCAACCAAUAUACGGCCCUCUUCAUCAAGGGCUCGGAGGAGAACUCUGAGAAUAUCCAGGCGGCCACCGACAUGCUGAUCACCGAGCUGAUCCACCGACACUACCCGCACGAGGCGGGCCACGUGACCAACACUAUGGAGAUCUCCAUCCACCACCACAAGAUCGUCCAGGGGAACGUGAAGCUGAUCAUGCAGAGAACGGGCGCCGUGAUCCUGUUCCCGGACGCCGAGGACCGCAACAUCCCGCAGACGAAGAAGGGCAGCGUGGUGAUCUGCGGCCCGGUGCGCGCCGUCUACAGGGCGCGCCAGCUGCUGAUCGGCUCGUUGCCGAUCAAGAUGACGUUCGAGCUGGCGGCGAAGCAGGACGCCUGGUGGCCGGAUCAGGAGACGCUGAAGCAGAUGGAGUUCGCGCAUGACGUUACCAUCUCGCUGCCGCAGAAGAACCGCGACAACGCCGUGCUCGUCACCAUCAUGGCGAUGGAGCGCAACAUCGGCGGCGUGUACACGGCUCGCCGGGACCUGCUGGGCCUGGCCGGGCCGGCCGUGGUGCCCGGCGUGCCGGCCAGCUACCUCUUCGACGCGGCGCCGCGGCUGCAGGGGGCGCACGGGCGGUUGGCGCUCAUCUCGCACACGGUGCGCCGCGCCACAUCGCCCCUGCCGGCUGCCUUCGGAACCAGCAGUUACGGCCUGCAGUCGCUAGGGGAGCUGGGGUCGACGCUGGCCGACAUGGGCGGCCAGCGCCAGCAGCCACCGCAUAGCAUCGGCGGGUACCCGGGCCUGGCCCGGGCCCCCUCUGCUGGCCUGGGCGCCACGUGGGGCGCCGGCUGGGGCGCCGCCGACCGUACGGGCGCCGACGAGGCCCUUUACGGCGCCGCCGAGGCCAGCAGCGCGCUGACGCAGUUCAUCCAGAACGCCACCUUGCAGCCGGCUGGUGGGCAGUGUCCUUUCUCCUCGGCCACCUACGAGCCCCUGUCUGGACUGGGCGGCGGAACAACGCCUUCUGCCCCGCCCGCGACCCUGCUGCCAUCUCUCGGUGACCCGCUCAACAGCUCCGGAGGCUCACAGGGCUUCAACAGCUCCCAGGGGAGCAGCAGGAGCGCCACCAGGAGCAACUCGCCCCCCAGUGACGAAGGAAUGGACCGCCGAGCACCGGGAUACGAGAAGAAACUCCUCUCGACGCUUAACGACUAUGACGAGAAGCGAGCGCUGGCAGCCAAGAUGCGGCGGGCGCCGCGGUCGUUCUAG
This is a messenger RNA of Pollicipes pollicipes, 2091 nucleotides long. RefSeq names its product protein bicaudal C. The transcript has 19 exons. Gene Ontology annotation, cellular component: cytoplasm. The record is from RefSeq and is a predicted model, not a curated record. Bases 76 to 2091 code for a protein of 671 amino acids. NCBI's taxonomy places the organism in Eukaryota, Metazoa, Arthropoda, Thecostraca, Pollicipedomorpha, Pollicipedidae. Gene Ontology annotation, molecular function: RNA binding.